CUGGACUGUUGCUCCGGCGGUCGACAAAGAAACUCUGCUGCCGGCGAAAAGAAUGGCAACAGAAGUGGGAAUAUCAACAAGGGCAAGGUACAAGAUGUCUGUGGCUUCCAUAUUCGCCUUGCUCGCAAUGGCUACAUGAUGUGAUAAGAGAUAAGUCUUUUGACAGGUCAAAGAGAGAUGUAAAUAAACUUCAAAAAGUAUGCCAAUCAGUUGCCCCCCCCCAAAAAAAUUAAAAAUAGUAAAUACAGAGUAAACAACAGUGCACUGCACGUUGGUAACCCUACACAAGGCGCCAAUUUGUCUCUUUCACCGAUACUGAGCGCACACUGAAUAUGUCUACAGGGGAAGCAACAUAGAGUGGUAAAAAUCGGACAGUUUUAAGUAGCACUAAAUUAACAGAUCCUGUUGCACCAGUCGGGAAUCUGUAAACAGGCAUGGCCAAGGGAUUGAUGCGGGUGCUGGAGUGGGUGAUUGUCGUCUACUUCGCUUCACAUAUUCUGGUGACGGUGUGUGUUGAUUCGCAGAUGAUUCUGCCGUCACGGCUGUUCCCGCAAUGGCUUUGUGACAUCUUGAGCGACCACUGCAAACGAACUAAGGACCCUCUGACCUGUACUCCUGAACCAUACCCAUGGUUCCUUUCAUUUGUUUACGGUGAAUGUUUACUCCAGUUUCCGUUCUUCUUCUUUGCUGUUUAUGCCUUCUACAAAGGAAGUUGCCACUGGAUACGCAUUCCUGCUAUUAUCUACUCCGUUCACACCAUGACCACCCUGCAGGCCAUCCUAUCUCAGCUCUUCUUUCAAGACUUUGCCAACUCCCCAUCUCCGGGGCCCGUGACGACGGAAGAGAGAGUGAAGCUCUCCCUCUACUUCUGGCCCUACGCCAUCCUCCCGCUGUGCAUACUCCUCCUUGUGCUGUUUGACAAGGACUACUCUCCAAGUCUGGAGAUCCCAACGAUCGUCCGUCCGACGCGAUCCCCAAAAUAUAAAAUGCAUUAACGGGAUGCAAUACACAGUGACAGCUAGGCCGGACGUAACAAGCAAACUACUAACCCACUCUGUGAAAAGGGAAUCACGAAGCCUGUUUUUUCAGUAACUUUGUUUCGGUUUAUAUAAGAAAGAGCAACUCUGACCUUUUGUGUUGAUAUGUCUCUCAGUUUGGUCUCCAGACCAUUAUGUGGGUGAAAAAUAUGGAAGCUUCCUAUUGCUUUGAAUUGCGCAAGAUUUUUAUACAGAUCUUUUCCGUCAAAUGUGACUCUGUUGACUUGUGCCUCAAUUUCAGAACGAGUUACCUGCAGUAGUGUUAAUAACUUCUCACAGUUCUGCUUUCUUAAUUGAAAUUUUAAAAAUCCUCAACAAAAAUAGUUUUUUAGUGCAUACCAAUGCACAGAAUGUGCAGAAUGCUAGUGCCGGGUCUCCAAUUACCGCCAACCGACAAGACGUGUCUACGGCUGAAAAAAAAAAUGCUCAACAAAAAUACAUUUGUAGGGCAAACGAAUUUAGCUGAGAAUUCGUCGACGAUGGGCAAAGAAGGAAAAGCCUGAUUUCAUUAGGGAAAGGGGUUUGUUAAGCAUCGAU
This is a messenger RNA of Acanthaster planci (crown-of-thorns starfish), 1574 nucleotides long. RefSeq names its product sigma intracellular receptor 2-like. Gene Ontology annotation, cellular component: endoplasmic reticulum. Lineage: Eukaryota; Metazoa; Echinodermata; Asteroidea; Valvatida; Acanthasteridae. The record is from RefSeq and is a predicted model, not a curated record.